Molecule: messenger RNA, 1034 nt
Organism: Vitis vinifera (wine grape)
Lineage: Eukaryota; Viridiplantae; Streptophyta; Magnoliopsida; Vitales; Vitaceae
Exons: 2
Coding region: 175-894 (239 amino acids)
Source: RefSeq, a predicted model, not a curated record
UCAGCCUGCCAAACAUUUAAAGAAAAAAAGACCAAUUAUAAAAUUGUAGCCGUUAGCGCCUGCCUCUUUCAAAUUCAAAAACACUUCUCGUUAAUACUUAAUAUCUCUCCUUCACAAUUACAGGCCCAAUUUCCAGUCCCGGAACUCAGUAACACCUAUUUCCCAACAGAAAAUAUGCCAACGGCUCGAUUUCCUGUCGCCGGAACUCAGAAGCUCCGGACAAAGAUAGGCAGGAAACCGCUCCGACCCAGGAAUAUUUCUGCGGAUCUGGACUCGGUUCAGAUUAAGGCGAAGCCAGAAUGGAUAGAGAUCUCGCGGGUGGCGGAUUCGAACAAGGAGAAUCAUCCGGUAUAUGUGACUCCGGUGAGGAUGGAAUCUUUCGAUGCGUCGCUUGCGGAGGAGCUGAGCGCAGUGCGGAAAAGGCGAGAGCGAUUGAAAAUAGAGGGAGAUAAGGUGGAGAAGAUGCUGAGAGAGAGGGAUCUAGUGAUGGGAAUGUGGAUGAAGGAGGUGAAACAGAGAGGAGAAGAGCAGAAGAAGCUUGAGAUGGAGGUCGAUCGGUUGUACAGAUUGAAGGAACUCAGAUCAGCCGUGAGAAUAUCUCCGAUUCGACCGCUGAGAGAGAGGGAAAGAGAGAAGAAGAUCGACGCAGCGCAAUCGCAGGCAAGUCCCUUCCGGCGUCGAUCUGUAUUGUUUCUAAAACCAUCUACGGACGAAAGCACAUCGCCAAGUCAGAGUCAGAGUCUGAGUUUGGGUUUGGAUAGAUCAAAAAGCACAUGGCCGAGUCCAAGUCCGAGUUCGGGUUUGGAUAGAUCACAAAGCACAUUACCGAGUCCGAGUCCGAGUCCGAGUCCAAGCUUGAGUUUGGAUAGUUCAGAAAUUGGUAAAGAGAAAUGAGCUUUGGAGUUGGAUAAUUAUCAUCUCUCUCUCUCUCUCUCUUUUUUUCCCCUUUUUUGUUCCACAGAUGUAUUAAGAUAAUACCUCAUUAUUUGCUGUUAGAAUUUAAAAAUUGAAAAUGUCGAGCGCCAGUUGUUGAA